AUGCCUGGAACUGACGCUCUUCGUGCUCUCAGAUGGCUUUCGAGAAGCUCAAGUGGCCUGUUGUCAGGCGCUGAAGCCACAACGAAGCGAUGCCUGGCAACACCACUUUCGAGAUCAAUGGCAACAGAGGCCCAGCCUACGACUGAUUUUCUCACAAGAGAAUCCUCAACCGGUCCCCAGCCCGCGUGGGAUACACCCGCCAAAGCCACCACCUACUCAUUUCCUUCAAUGGAACCCCUGCGUAUCGUCGAAUAUCCUCGAAACCAUCUUCUGAUGCCUCUACGAAAAGACAUUCUUCACCGAGCCGUCGUCUACGAAGGUGACAUGACCCGGCAAGGUACAGCAAGCACAAAGUGGAGAGACGACGUUCAUGGCAGCGGUAGAAAGCUCCACGCGCAAAAGGGCACCGGUCGGGCGCGUGUUGGCGACAAAAAGUCCCCGAUUCGAAGGGGAGGAGGUGUCGCUUUCGGUCCUCACCCUCGCGACUUUGCUACGAGUCUGCCCCAGAAGAUCUACGACCAGGCCUGGCGGAUAGCCCUGAGUUACCGGUACAAGCGAGGCCAGCUGAUCAUUAUCGACAACGAAAUCUCGAUUCCCGAGGGUGCCACCCCACAUCUUGUCAAGGAGAUCUUCAAGGUCAACUGCUGGGGUCGCGAGUUUGGACGUUCAACAUUAAUCACGGAUCAACUGAAUGAAAACUUGUUCGAGACGGUACGUGAGGUGGGAGAGCAUGCAAAGAUCCUGGACCGCAAGGACGUGGACGUCAAGGAUCUCUUGGAGACAGGAAGACUGGUCAUUGAAAAGCAGGCGCUGGACCGCAUUCUAGCUCAGCAUUCAAGGGACUUGGCCAACGAGCCUGCCACGGCUGUGUAUUAG
Messenger RNA from Aspergillus viridinutans, 876 nucleotides. RefSeq names its product mitochondrial 54S ribosomal protein uL4m. Bases 1 to 876 code for a protein of 291 amino acids. Gene Ontology annotation, cellular component: ribosome. The transcript has 2 exons. The record is from RefSeq and is a predicted model, not a curated record. Gene Ontology annotation, molecular function: structural constituent of ribosome. Gene Ontology annotation, biological process: translation. NCBI's taxonomy places the organism in Eukaryota, Fungi, Ascomycota, Eurotiomycetes, Eurotiales, Aspergillaceae.